Messenger RNA from Prosopis cineraria, 1535 nucleotides. Its product is annotated as pectinesterase/pectinesterase inhibitor-like. The record is from RefSeq and is a predicted model, not a curated record. The transcript has 2 exons. NCBI's taxonomy places the organism in Eukaryota, Viridiplantae, Streptophyta, Magnoliopsida, Fabales, Fabaceae. Gene Ontology annotation, molecular function: pectinesterase inhibitor activity; pectinesterase activity. The coding region runs from base 3 to 1307 and encodes 434 amino acids. Gene Ontology annotation, biological process: cell wall modification.
CCAUGCAGCACACCUGCCUGGAUGGCUUUCAGAACUCUACCACCAAGGCCGGGCAGACCAUGGCCCAUGCAUUGAAAACGGCGUUAGAGAUGAGCAACAACGCGCUGGACAUAGUGGAAGGGUUCUCGAGUGUCUUGGAGGAUUUCAAAUUGGAAGACGCAGCCGAUGUCGAGAACACGAACGACGUCACAAACAAGAGCAGGAAGCUACUGUCGAGUCCCUUCUCAUCGGCUACCUCGGCAGCGGCUGAUGAUAUUCCAACGUGGGUGAACAGCCACCAGAGGAGGCUGUUGCAGGCGGGAUCAAAAGCACUGAAGGCGGACGCUGUGGUUGCUCAGGACGGGACCGGCCAGUUCAAGACAUUGACGGACGCGCUCAAGACAGUUCCCCCAGACAACAACAAGCCCUUUGUCAUACACGUCAAGGCUGGGAUAUACAAGGAGGAAGUGAUCGUAGCCGCAAACACCAUGAACUUUGUGACCAUCGUCGGAGAUGGUCCCACAAAGACCAGGUUCACGGGAGGCAAGUCCCAGAAGGAUGGGUUCCAAACUUUCCACACCUCAUCUUUCUCGGUGAAUGCCAAUAACUUCAUGGCAAUAGACGUAGGGUUCGAGAACACAGCAGGACCGAGUGCAGGGCCAGCGGUGGCGCUCAGGAUAACCGGAGACAAGGCAGUGAUAUACAGGUGCUACAUGGACGGACACCAAGACACGCUGUAUCCGAGUGCGUAUAGGCAGUUCUACAGGGACUGCACGGUGUGGGGGACCAUCGACUUCAUAUUCGGCGAUGCAGUGACAGUAUUCCAGAACUGCACCAUAAUGGUGAAGAAGGGUGUGGACGGGCAGGAAGGCGUGGUGGCGGCCGGCGGCAAGAACCAGGAGGCAGGUCCGAGCGCUCUGGUGUUCCAGGGCUGCAAAUUCCUUCCGGACCCAUCCUAUAUGGAUACCGCCGCCGUGAAGAAGGGGCUGCAGAUAUCGUAUCUGGCAAGGCCAUGGAAGCCGUACGCAAAGACGGUGAUCAUAGAGAGCUAUAUUCAUGAAAUCUUCAACCCCAAGGGGUAUGUCCCAUUCACGGGAUCGAACUUUCAGGAUACUUGCACGGCUCUGGAGUACGGCAACUUGGGUCCGGGCGGUGAUGUUGCCCAGAGGGUGAAAUGGCCAGGCGUCGACGCCCACCUGCCGCGUAGCAAGGCUGCUCAGUACUAUCCGGGCAGAUACUUCCAGCUUUCCAAUAAUCUGGAAGGCGAUUCCUGGAUUGUCUCCUCCGGGGUCCCCUACUCCACCGGACCCAUGCUCGCCUCGCCCUAGACAUUAUUCAUUCCUUCCUUCUACUUUCCGGCCUCUACUCCUGGUUCUUGCAUUUCUUCGUUAGUUGAUUUGUGCAAUCAUUUCCCGCCCCAUUCACGCUCUUUUAUCGCCCUAUAUUCCGCCUCAUUGGGAUUUAGGUUUCACAUCAUCAAUUGUUGUGAAUUUUUGGAACCCUGUGGCAACGAGAACAAGAAGAAAUCCACAUGACCCGUUUUACGUGUCUUUUUA